AUGGCUAAAAAGGACAUCAUCUGCAUUGUCUCUUCACGGUAUAAAGCGGUAUUCUUGAAGAUUAAUUCUUCAACCACCAUCUUGGAUCUCAAGUUUGAUGUGGCAGAGAGGUUAGAUCUUCCAUAUGAGUCAUUAAUUUUGGCAUACGAAGAUGAAACAGUUGGAAGCUUAAAAUUUUCCAUUGAGAACGAUGGCGAUCUGACGUCUAUGGUGGAGCAUUGCCACAAUCUUGGACUGAAAGAGGUUCACAUGCAAGCUUUUAAAGAAGGAGAUGAUUCUUCGAAUAAACAAGAAAACGAGCAAGUCCGACAAGACAUUGCUUCCAGCAGUUUGAACUCAAAAAAUAUAGACUGUGGCCCAUCAGCAUUGUGGACCACAAGUUUUCCAGAUAAGAAUCCCAAUGAUAAUCCUUCCGAAGAUGAUGUCAUGACGAUUGAUGGCAUGAUUAACAGAUCAGAGAGGCAUGGCAAUAAUGCUGGUCAAUCUAGAGCCUCAAGGCGAUUCAUUGCUACCCAAUUACAACCCACGUUAAAGGUUCGACCGGAUAUACGGCCUAUUGACGUUCAAAAGGAGUUUCUAAGCUCGUAUGGGAUUAGGGUCGAUUAUAGUAAGAUUUGGUGGGGUAAAGAAAGAGCACAAGAGAAAUUAUAUGGUGAUGCCCAUGAGUCCUACGAUCAAUUACGAUGGUAUGUAGAAGAGGUCAAGAAGACAAACCCAGGUAGCUAUAUUCAUGUUGAACAAAAUGAGGGGAGGUUUACAAGGUUAUUCAUAUGCUACGCCGCCUGCAUAAAUGGUUUUUUAUACGGCUGUAGACCACUCUUAUUUUUGGAUGGUACCUUUCUUAAAGAUCGAUUCAAAGGCAUACUCCUAAGCGCCGUAGCAUAUGAUGGAAAUCAGGGGAUAUUUCCAUUGGCGUAUUGUAUAUGCGAUCAGGAAAAUAAUGUUAACUGGAAGUGGUUCUUACAAGGUUUGUGGUCUAUUCUCUAUGAAAGGCCAGAUCCAUACAACCCUCCACACAAGCUAGUGAUAAUUUCAGAUGCGGAUAAGGGGAUCAGAGAAGCAGUUAGAGAAUUUUUUCCAGAUUCUAUACACUCUCGAUGUGUGUUGCAUCUAGUUGAGAACUUCAGGACAAAGUUGAAGGAUUUGGGAUUCAAAUCAAAAGAUACUCAGAUCUUGGGUAAUCUAUUGCAAUCUGCCUGUUACAAAUAUACUAGAGCAGAAUGGAACGAUUACAUGGACGACAUUAGACUGGUUGACGAAAGAGCUUACAAUAUUGUGAUGAACUACGCUCCAGAAAACUGGGCCAAUGCGUUUUUUCCUGGAGUUAGAUAUGGUCACGUUACAUCAAAUGUUGCAGAGUCAUUCAACAAAUGGAUACAUGAGGCUAGGCUACUACGGAUACUUCAACUGGUAGAGCACAUACGUAAACAGAUUAUGGUUCGUAUGAAUGAGCGACGAACCAUGGCUGAAAGCUGGAAUCAAUUUCUUUGCCCCAAAGCUGAACUUGCUCUCAAAGAGAACAUGGAAAAUGGCCGUCCAUUGGAGGUUCGUCAGUCCCACACAGGAUUAUUUGAGGUACAAUCCCAUAGAUCUUGUCAAGUGGAUCUAGACAAUAAAACAUGCACUUGCCGUGGGUGGGAUGUAACCCGUGUCCCUUGCAAACAUGCAUGCGCAUCCAUUAUGUUUAUGAAAAGGGAUGUCUACCAGUUCUGUGACUGGUUUAUGACGGUUGAAGCCUUUAAAAAAAGCUAG
Messenger RNA from Asparagus officinalis (garden asparagus), 1752 nucleotides. RefSeq lists its product as uncharacterized. Gene Ontology annotation, molecular function: zinc ion binding. The record is from RefSeq and is a predicted model, not a curated record. The transcript has 6 exons. Bases 1 to 1752 code for a protein of 583 amino acids. NCBI's taxonomy places the organism in Eukaryota, Viridiplantae, Streptophyta, Magnoliopsida, Asparagales, Asparagaceae.